CGCCCAGUCUCCGCCCCCACCUUCGUGUCCUCCCACCCACUCUCCUCCGCUCCGUGUCCCUUCCCAGUCACUUCUCCCGGGUGAUUCCACUGACUGGCGUGGAGCAACGCUCGUAGUCGUACACAGGAGCUGUGGGAAAAGGAGAAGCGCCGCGGUCAGUGAGUGUACGGCAGAGAGUGAGAGUUUUGCUGAAAGCUGCGAUCUGUGAGAGACCCGAGAAAAUCAGGACAAUUGAGCAAGAUACCCAUUAAGAAUAUUAGAAGACGUUAUGGAAAGGGACAUUGUUCUCUGAUCAAGUCAACUAAAGAUGUAAUUUCUUCCUACACUUCUGGAGGAUUCACAAAGCUGCUCUCAUUUUCUGGAUAGAAGAAAUUUUCAUCAAAUUUUUUUUUUUUCAUCUAAUACAUGAUGAGUCUCACAGGAGCGAAACUACAUGUGUGCUCUGAGUGUGACAAAAGCUUUACAUAUAAAGCAUGGCUUCUUAAACAUCAGAGGAAUCAUAUAAGUGAAAAGCCAUUCACAUGCUCUGAAUGCAGCAGAUGUUUUCCCAUUAAGUCACUUCUUGUUCUACAUCAGAGGAGUCACACUGGAGAGAAGCCAUAUAUAUGCUCGGAGUGUGACAAAAGCUUUACAUACAAAUCAUAUCUUCUCAGACAUUACAGUAUUCACACAGGAGCGAAACCAUUUACAUGUUCUGAGUGUAGCCAGUCUUUUACCCGAAAAUCAACUCUUAAUAUUCAUCAGAGGAGUCACACAGGAGAGAAACCAUUUAGAUGCUCUGAAUGUAGCAAGUGUUUUACCUCCAAGCCACAUCUUAUUAUGCAUCAGAGGCAUCACACAGGAGAGAAACCAUUUAAUUGUGCAGAGUGUAGCAAAUGUUUUUCCCAUAAAACUCAAUUAAAUAAACAUCAGAGGAUUCACACAGGAGAGAAACCAUUUAAAUGUUCUGAAUGCAGCAGGCAUUUUACCAAUAAAUCACAUCUUGUUAGUCAUCAGAUGACUCACACAGGAGAGAAACCAUUUAAAUGCUCUGAAUGUAGCAAAUGUUUUUCUCGUCAGUCUCAUCUCAAUAGACAUCAGAGAAUUCACACAGGAGAGAACCCAUUUAAUUGUUCUAAAUGUAGCAAGUGUUUUACCUAUAAAUCACUUCUUGUUAGUCAUCAGAGGAUUCACACAGGAGAGAAACAAUUGAAAUGCCCUGAAUGUAACAAAUGUUUUACCAGUAAAUCACAUCUUGUUAUGUAUCAGAGGAUUCACACAGGAGAGAAAGCAUUUAAAUGUUCUGAAUGCAGCAUGUGUUUUAUUAAUAAAUCACAUCUUGUUAGUCAUCAGAUGACUCACACAGGAGAGAAACCAUUUAAAUGUUCUGAAUGUAGCAAAUGUUUUUCUCGUCGGUCUCAUCUCAAUAGACAUCACAGAAUUCACACAGGAGAGAAACCAUUUAAUUGUUCUAAAUGUAGCAAGUGUUUUACCGAUAAAUCACUUCUUGUUAUUCAUCAGAGGAUUCACACAGGAGAGAAACCAUUGAAAUGCCCUGAAUGUAACAAAUGUUUUACCAGUAAAUCACAUCUUGUUAUGCAUCAGAGGAUUCACACAGGAGAGAAAGCAUUUAAAUGUUCUGAAUGCAGCAUGUGUUUUAUUAAUAAAUCACAUCUUGUUAGUCAUCAGAUGACUCACACAGGAGAGAAACCAUUUAAAUGCUCUGAAUGUAGCAAAUGUUUUUCUCGUCGGUCUCAUCUCAAUAGACAUCACAGAAUUCACACAGGAGAGAACCCAUUUAAUUGUUCUAAAUGUAGCAAAUGUUUUUCCUGUAAGUCUCAUCUCUUAAGACAUAAGAGGAGUCACAGGAAAAAAAUUUUUUAAAU
This is a messenger RNA of Pseudophryne corroboree (corroboree frog), 1865 nucleotides long. Its product is annotated as zinc finger protein 84-like. The record is from RefSeq and is a predicted model, not a curated record. The transcript is spliced from 3 exons. The coding region runs from base 406 to 1863 and encodes 485 amino acids. Lineage: Eukaryota; Metazoa; Chordata; Amphibia; Anura; Myobatrachidae.